Messenger RNA from Zymoseptoria tritici IPO323, 477 nucleotides. RefSeq lists its product as uncharacterized. The transcript has 3 exons. The record is from RefSeq and is a predicted model, not a curated record. Bases 1 to 477 code for a protein of 158 amino acids. Lineage: Eukaryota; Fungi; Ascomycota; Dothideomycetes; Mycosphaerellales; Mycosphaerellaceae.
AUGUCGGGACCGUAUCUGUCGAGGCCAGACAUAGAGCGUUGGGCAGAGGGAGUGUUCUGCAUUGCUGUUACUAGUGCCACGGCUUCGGAGACCGGAGUCCGCGAUGUCUUCGACGACGACACCUCACCGCUUAUGUUGGCAGACUUCCCGCGGCCUUCAACACCGAAUUCUGGCGACUUGCGCGCGCUUUGCAACGCCUCCUGUCGAUCGAGAGGACCUAGCCAGGGGGACUCGUUUGUCGACCACCUCGAACGCCGGAGUCGUGUCCCGCUUCUUAACAAGAACAGCCGAACCGCCAAACCAUACCUGCCGAAGAUCAUUACAGCAGUCGGCGAGCGACCGGCAUACGUGGUCAAUGAUACUGUCACCUGCAUUAGCAAUUCUUUGGAGAUCGCUAGGAUGCGACGAGGUUACGACGGGUCGAAGACGAGGUGUGUGGUUGUCGGGGUUGGCUUGAACAUCAUUGGAGAUGCAUAG